AUGGCACGUCUGGCCAUCCCUGUUCUCCUCGUUCUUUGCCUUUCUUUGAUUCAUUUCAGCUCCAGUCGCCCAUCUCGCACCAGGAAAGCUGCAUCACCCCGUCAGUCCGGAGAUACAGCUGCAGAAGAAGAUGAUGUUAAGUCCCAGCUGGAGAGGUUGUGGCAGGAGGUGAAUUUACUGAAGGAAAUGCAGGCGUUGCAGACAGUCUGUCUCCGGGGGAUUAAAGCUUACAAGAAGUGUUAUCUCACGGUUGAGGAACCCAAACAUUUCCAUGAUGCAAAUGAAGACUGCAUUGCACAAGGAGGAACGCUUGCAACGCCACGGGACUUGAUGGAAAACAAUGAACUUAAAGAUUAUGCAAAGAGGAGCGCCCCUGGAUCCAAGGACUUCUGGAUCGGUGUGGCAGACAUAGUGAAAGAAGGCCAGUAUGUUGAUGUCAACAGUCUACCAGUCAGCUACUUGAACUGGGACCGCUCCAAGAAGCAGCCCACAGGAACGAAGAGGGAGAGCUGUGUUGCUCUUUCAGUGGCUGCACAAGGAAAGUGGUCUGAUGAGGUGUGUCGCAGCCUCAAAAAUUACAUCUGUGAAUAUGUCAUUCCCUAAAUGAAACAGAGUGGUUGUUGACAACUUGAUGAUCAUUUAUUCGGGUCACUAAAUAAGGAUGUGUUGUCAAGUCUGUGCUUAUUCAUGAUUGAAACAUAACUUGUUUUAUGAAAGUUAACCUACAGUAACUUUAUUCAUUAGAUAAUCAGGUUAAACGUGAAAUCCUCGGGUGAAAACUGAACAGCAUGAGAUGUAAGACGUUCGGGAUAGGGUUGUAUAGAAAUA
This is a messenger RNA of Notothenia coriiceps (black rockcod), 828 nucleotides long. It is a transcript of the gene clec3a, whose product is annotated as C-type lectin domain family 3, member A. The record is from RefSeq and is a predicted model, not a curated record. The coding region runs from base 1 to 603 and encodes 200 amino acids. NCBI's taxonomy places the organism in Eukaryota, Metazoa, Chordata, Actinopteri, Perciformes, Nototheniidae. Gene Ontology annotation, biological process: ossification. The transcript is spliced from 3 exons.